CCAAUGGCCCCACUCACGAUCCCAUCCCUCCUCCCCUCAACUGACUUCUACCUCGCCAGCGGCACCGUGACAGUCGACCGGCUCCUCCGCAAAGUCCUCAUCAUCCGCGAGCGCGGCACGAGCGCCUACCAGCUCCCACGCGGCCGCAAGGACUGGUCCGAGGCCCUGGAGGCGACCGCCGCCCGCGAGACCUUCGAGGAGACGGGCGUGCGCUGCGCCCUCCUACCCGUCCCGCUAUCCACGCGCGCGACCCCUCCCUCGGGCCGGCAACAUGCACAGCCACCGCCCGGCUCCGGCGGGGACGUACGCCUGACCGAGCCGUUCGCGCUCAUGCAGCACCAGCAGCCCUGCGGCGCCCUGUCCGUCGUGCUGUGGUUCGUCGGCGAGGCCGACAGCGCCGCGCCCGCCGCCGAGGGCACGCAGAUGGCCGACGAGGACUACGAGGCCCGCUGGGUCGACUACGCGGAGGCUGCCGCGCUCAUGGCCGACAACGGGGACUACGCCGAGGUGGUGCGGCGGGCGCUCCGGUUGGUGGAGGCG
Molecule: messenger RNA, 540 nt
Organism: Phialemonium atrogriseum
Lineage: Eukaryota; Fungi; Ascomycota; Sordariomycetes; Cephalothecales; Cephalothecaceae
Exons: 1
Biological process (GO): AMP biosynthetic process; ATP biosynthetic process
Molecular function (GO): bis(5'-nucleosyl)-tetraphosphatase (asymmetrical) activity
Source: RefSeq, a predicted model, not a curated record